Cooperia oncophora is the source of this 2394-nucleotide messenger RNA. NCBI's taxonomy places the organism in Eukaryota, Metazoa, Nematoda, Chromadorea, Rhabditida, Trichostrongylidae. The record is from the annotation of a GenBank genome assembly.
AUGCAAAUUUCUAAUUGUAUACGUUUAUUCUUGCAGCAGAUUCAUGUGAUGGCUUCCGUUCUGUCUUCGUUCUUCUCUCGUGAUCCAAAAUCGCAGUUUGCCUAUGAACUACCACAGGGAUCAGGCACAUAUUUCAAUGGGCUGAAUUUCGCUGAUAGCUUCAAAAAGGCAGAGCCAGAUGAAUUGGCAACGGUUUUUUGGACCAGUGGUCCGCACUCUACACUCAAACUUCAAGCUCAGAAACUUCGCACUAUGCGACACCCAGAUGUUCUGACAUAUCAAGACAGUAUAGAGGUCGAUAACACAUUCUAUUUGGUAACAGAAAAAUGCAAACCAUUAUCAGUUUAUCUAGAGGAUAUGCCUUUGAAUGGUACACAGAAGGAAUUCGUGGUCUCAUGGGGACUUUUCAGAGUGAUGAAUGCUCUCAAGUUUCUUCAUGAGGCAAAUCUUAGUCACGAAAAUGUUCGCCGCUCCAUCUAUGUUACCGCUGGGGGUGAUUGGAAACUCGCUGGUUUCGAUAAAGUCACACAAUUCAACUCUCCUCGUUCGGACUUGAACCAGCUAGCUAUUCUUUUAUGGGAAGUAUUCAACGGGUUUAAGGAGGGCAUCACCAAGCCAGAAGCCCCUGGAAGAAUGCCACAGAAGCUUCAUGAUUUAUAUAAGAAAAUGGCUUCACCUGCCGCUGCGCGGACUUCAGUUUCUGAUUUGAUAAAAGAGUGUAGAGAGCGGGGUGGAUUUUUCAAGAACAAAUUUGUGGAUACGCUAUUAUUUUUGGAAGAAUUUCAACUGAAAGAGUCAAGCGAGAAGCAGCCGUUCUUCGUGCAUUUGAGGGAGAAUCUUGACAUUUUCCCCGAUGAUAUUGCCAAAUAUAAGGUCUUACCUAAAAUUAUCCAGACGUAUGAGUAUGGUGACGCUGGUCCCAAUAUAUUAAUUCCUCUUUUCAAACUCGGACGUCUGUUAGCUGAAGAAGAAUAUCAAAGAAGAAUUGUUCCAUGCUUAGUGAAGCUUUUUGGAAGUCCUGAUCGGACAACGCGUGUUAAAUUGCUGGAACGUAUAGAUGAAUUUGCUCCGCAUUUGACUUCACAAGUUGUUAAUGACAAAAUAUUCGCGAACCUCGCAUCCGGAUUCCUUGAUACAUCGCCGGCGGUUCGCGAAAGCACUGUCAAGGCGAUGGUGCCUUUAGCAGAAAAACUGAAUUUUAACAACCUUAAUGUGGAAUUGAUGAAAUAUUUGGCCAGACUUCAAGGAGCAGAUGAACACGGCGGUAUCCGAACGAAUACCACAAUUUGCCUAGGAAAAAUUGCGAGUUACCUGGACCCAUCAAAGCGACAAAUGAUUCUUUUAAGCGCCUUCGCAAGAGGAAUGAAGGAUCCGUUCCCUCCUUCUCGACUGGCCGCUGUCCUAGCUUUAUCAGCCACUCAACAGUUCUACACACUUGUUGAAGUUGCUAAUCGUGUACUGCCCGCUCUUGCGCCGUUGACAUGUGAUCCAGAGAAACAGGUCCGGGAUCAAGCAUUCAAGGCCAUCAAAGGCUUCAUGGAGAAUUUGGAGAAGGCGAGCGAACACCCAGAAUUGAUACCAGAAAUCGAGUCACAAGUGAAAGCUGGUGGUCGGUCAUUACUCAACAGUGACAAGGUUCCUCAAUGGGCGAGUUGGGCCCUGAAAUCACUCUCUGGAAAAUUCUACAAAGGAAACCCACCACCAGAAAAUCCAUCAGCGGAAACCAAGAAGCCUAUUCAACCAGAGCCAUCACCUGAUGUUGAUGGUUGGGGUGAACUGGAGGAUACUGCGGACAUAGGUUCGAUUGAUGAAUGGGCAGAUGCCAUGGAGCCACCAGUUCCUUUGAAAAUGGAUGAUGAUGAAGACUGGACAGGCGGUUGGGAAGCUCUUAAGCCUACUACGAUCUCUCCUACUCCUCCAACGCUACAAAAGCCUUCUCCAACAUUCGGCUCGCCAAUGGUUGCUAUCGAUCCUCCACCGAAGCGAGUUGUUCCAGAAAAGAAGACGACAGGAGGUUUGAAGUUGGCCCCCUCAAAGCCGAAAGCUGCAGCAGUUGACGAUAUUGACUCUUUACUUGGAAUCAAACCUACCAGUGGAACCGGCUCACCAAGUCUGACAGCAAAGAGCACGAGCUCAACGUUAACCGGCUGGGGAGAUUUUGGCGGUGGAAGUCGUAACAAACAGGACGACUGGGGAGCCGAUUUGACAGCACUAGCAAAACCUCUGGCCUUGGCAAGUCUUGGACCGAAUAAAGACAAAACCGCACGUCGUAACGAAGCAUCAGCUCGAAACGAAACUCGCCGAAAAGAGAUAACCGAUAAAAAAACCAAACGAACAACAACCAAACCAACGAACAACGCCUCAAAUACGCUGGAAGGUUUCGAGGAUUGGUGA